AUGACCAGUCCCUCAAAUGACGUGUCUAUCAAAAGAAAAAGAGGCAGACCCCCUAAGAAACAACCUCUCGAAGUCUACGAGUCUUUCACUUCACAAUUCCAGAUGUCUAUGACGCCGGCGAUAUCAGGCGUCGAAUUCAACUCUCAAUCAAUGAUACAAAUCGGAGAACCCAAUUGUGAUACCCCAACCAUGGAGGUUUUCUCCAAAUGGACAGCACCUAAGAAGAGAAACCAAAGUGUGGCGAGGCGUAGAAGCAAGGAUUCUUUCGUUAUGGAUGUGUAUCAAUCACCUGGCUCCCAAUCCAGCUUAGACUCGCCUAAAAUGAUUCAAAGAGGCUCUACAAGUAGCCUCAAAGCUCUUCAUAUACCAAUUCAGAACUCUAAUUUUUACUCUAAAGAGAUUUCGAGUUUUAAUUUCCCUCAUAACAAUUGCUCUGAUGCCCUUGUAUAUAGUGGAGAAUGUCCUCUAGCGACGCCAUGCUCAGUGGAGUUUGCUUGUAAUAAAUCACCUUUGGAGAAAGAACAACCGAGAUUGGGAUCCUACCAAUCUGAAGUCGAUGCUUACUGGCAGUCUUGCCAGAGGUCAAUCAUUGAUGAUCAUGAAGUGAUUGGACAUCCACAGCUAGUCCCAACGUCUCCUUUGCAAUUGAAUGAUUUUCACGUUAUGAAAUGCCCUGGAUCCGGACAAAGUGAACUGGCGGAUCCGGAUUUUUUAUCUUUCAAUUUGGUUGUGGAUCACAAAGGCAUGGCAGCUCUAUCAUUUGGUGGCUCAACACAAGCAGACUUUUAUUCAUGUCUAUGA
Molecule: messenger RNA, 801 nt
Organism: Australozyma saopauloensis
Lineage: Eukaryota; Fungi; Ascomycota; Pichiomycetes; Serinales; Metschnikowiaceae
Exons: 1
Coding region: 1-801 (266 amino acids)
Source: RefSeq, a predicted model, not a curated record